CCACAUCUCCUCAUGAAACAUUCGUGAUACUAUAAUUGCUCUGCAAGUGUCAAUCAUGUGUCAUUUUCUGUCCCGAUGCGCAGUUGUGCACUCAACGUCGCGUCCCCAACCGUCACAAAGCAGGCAAGACAGUGAACGGACUGUGAAGACAUAUUCAUCGCCUGGCGGCCCAUGCGGGACGUACACCUGCAGCCAUCCGGCCGAGACGUUGAGGUUGGUUGCGAAGAACACUGGGCGACCUCUAUCAAUCCUCUCGCUAUUGCGGUAUUACUCGCGCUGACGCUGCUGUGGCUCGCACUGGUCGCGGUGCUCGGCGAGGCGUCCUGGCUUGUACUAUUCAAGGUGCCGCUGGGUGUUCCGACACUGAUGCUGUCGCUUGAGCUCUGUAUGGGCCAAACACUAUCCGUGUCCCAAGGUUUCUUUGAGGAUUACGGGCCUCGGGGGACGUGAGACGUACCAAGUGACGUUGAAGUAGACUCUUGUUCACGGACACAACACCA
This is a messenger RNA of Trametes versicolor FP-101664 SS1, 500 nucleotides long. RefSeq lists its product as uncharacterized. The record is from RefSeq and is a predicted model, not a curated record. The transcript has 5 exons. The coding region runs from base 172 to 450 and encodes 92 amino acids. Lineage: Eukaryota; Fungi; Basidiomycota; Agaricomycetes; Polyporales; Polyporaceae.